Messenger RNA from Prorocentrum cordatum, 1287 nucleotides. The record is from the annotation of a GenBank genome assembly. Lineage: Eukaryota; Dinophyceae; Prorocentrales; Prorocentraceae.
AUGCUGGCGCUGCUCGCUGCCCUCGUCUUGGGCGUCUCGCCCCGGGCCUGGGCGGUGCACCCUGGAUGCGACUCCCUGUGCUCCCACCAGAACGUGACCCUGUCCUGCAGAGUCCGCAUCCGCUGGUCGAUGGAGCACACCACCUUCCGCGACGAGCCGAACCCGUGCGGCCUCGCGCGCGAGCACGUGCUCGAUCUCUGCCCGAGCUGCGCCGCGUGCUCCCCGGAGAGCCUCGGGGACGACUGCCGCGAGGCCAUCCAGGCGCGGGUGCGCGGCAAGGCCGCGAACGGCUCCGAGGAGGCGGCAGGUGCUCUCCAGAACUCCAGCGGCAACGACAGCGCUGAGAACGCUUCCGCCAGAAACGUCAGCAGUACCAAUUCCUCGGGGCACCCCACCAACGCUUCCAACGGCAAGUCUGGCGGCCAACACGGCAAAAGUGCCAGCAGCAACACCACCAACGCCACCAACGCCACGACCGGGACUGCCCGAAAGAGCACCACAAACACCACGAGCACGACGAUCACCACCACCACCACGACCAGCGAGACGUUCUGCUGCAGCGCCGCCCUCGACGACGGCGACUUCUGCGGCACGUGCUGGGAGAACGCCCCGAUGAUGAGCGACACGUUCUGCCGGACGUCGAAGGAGAACUGCGAGACGUGCGGGCACAAGUGGUGCAACCACUCCGCCGUCGUCAAGCCCAGCUGCAAGGCGUACGGGUGCAUCCCCUUCAAGCCGUUUAAUGAGUGCCAGUGCAACCCGGAGUGCAAGAGAUUCGGGAGCUGCUGCGACGAUUUUGAAGACGUGUGCGAGAAGGAGGACAAGACCGAUGAGGAGGAGGUGCCUGAGCAGGCGCCCCACAGCGCAGGGUCGGCGACGGGGGCUGACGCCCCGUCGCCGCAGACGUCGUGGUCGGACGACGUGAUCGAGGACGCGAAAGAGGUCGUGCAGGCCAUGAGCACCCAGGGGCAGGGCCACCACGGCGGCCACCACGGCGAGGCGGCGCACAAAGCCGAGAAGAAGCCGACCCACGCGAGUGGCAUGCAGCCUGGCCUCGGCGCGACGCAGCCGGGCCUCAGCGGGAAGAGCGCCGUGCCCCGCGGGGGCGCCGGCCUGCUGCCGGAGGCAAGGGUGCGCCCCGGCGCCGGGCACGCGUGGCUCGCCCUGGCGCUGGGGCUGGUGGUGUCGGGCGUGGCCGUCGUGGCGCGGCGGCGCUGGUGGCAGUGGGCCCCCGUUGCGACCUCGCAGGCGUCCUCCGUGCUGCCGCUCGCGCCCGCGGAGGAGUAG